AUGCUACAGGUUAUUGAGAUCAUUGAUUAUAAAAUAUAAGAUGUGACCAAAAGCUCAAUGGUGAUAAGACUAUUCUUCAAAGACAUAACUUAAAUCUCAAAGUUCCAGUUUAAAGAUAUGUCAUUAUUCUAUGAUAGAUUUACUAAUAGAUUUACACCAAACUAUGUUAUGUAAAGGGGAGUCCCUAGUUAGAUCUCUGAAGGGACUAACCUUAUAGCUACCCUCUUGAUGUAAAACAUAUUCCUCUUGUUAAGUCAUUUAUUAGUUCUCAAACACUCCAACACCUAUGGAGCGCUAUAAAUUCUUUUCAGAUACUUACACAUUUACCCAUGA
Stylonychia lemnae is the source of this 333-nucleotide messenger RNA. The record is from the annotation of a GenBank genome assembly. NCBI's taxonomy places the organism in Eukaryota, Ciliophora, Spirotrichea, Sporadotrichida, Oxytrichidae.